Molecule: messenger RNA, 634 nt
Organism: Didymodactylos carnosus
Lineage: Eukaryota; Metazoa; Rotifera; Eurotatoria; Philodinida; Philodinidae
Source: the annotation of a GenBank genome assembly
UCUCUGAAUGCCGUUUAUGUCAUCGAGUGUUGAUACUGAUCGUCGCCUUCAUAAGUCAUAGAUGGCUAUCUAUCUUUUUGUUGUAUGUCGUUAUAUUUUAGAAUGAUGUUCCUGUAUGGUUUGAUCAACGUGCUUCUUGCUCCCCGGUUCAGUAUGCUCCGUUUUCAAGAGUUGAUUAUCAUUCAUGGUCAUCAACAGAUACUGGCACUGGAUCGUGGUCAUCGAAUUCAUCAGGUUAUUUAUCUGCGAAUGCUUUACCAUGGCCUGAAAAUUCUCUAUCAACAAAAACGUCGACGAGUUCAAAUUAUUAUGGGACCUUUUUAUUAGGUUUUGAUGAUGAAACAUCAGUUUCAUGUUUUGGAUCUCCGCAUCCGACUACAACAAAAUUAAUAAGUCCCAUUGCACGACCGAAGACAAGUCCGGUAAAAAAUCAGGAUGUUGUUCGUGAACGAAGAAUAGAUGAGCGUCCAUUGCGUUUGCAUGUAUCCAAUAUUCCGUUUUCUUGGACAAAAGAAAAAUUGGCAACUGAAUUUGAAGCUUUUGGUACAACGUACGAUGUUGAAGUUGUUUACAAUGCACGAGGUUCAAAAGUAAGCAUCAGAAAUGAAAUAUCCAACAUAUAAUUUUGUAACGA